Molecule: messenger RNA, 1070 nt
Organism: Aplysia californica (California sea hare)
Lineage: Eukaryota; Metazoa; Mollusca; Gastropoda; Aplysiida; Aplysiidae
Product: arylsulfatase J-like
Exons: 7
Coding region: 45-1070 (341 amino acids)
Source: RefSeq, a predicted model, not a curated record
GAAUUAAGACGUUUCGUUAGACAACGGCUCACACUUCACGCCUGAUGAUGAAGUUGUGGCUAUCACUUUUGUUUGUCGUCUGCCUGUCAGCUGUGAGCGGAAGUGACAGCAACAGGAAGCCAAACAUUGUCUUUAUUUUUGGAGACGACUACGGCUUCAACGACAUCGGAUACCAUGGCUCACAGAUUGCUACUCCGAAUCUUGAUAAGCUGGCGUCCGACGGCGUGAGACUAGAGAACUACUACGUCCAGCCGCUGUGUACACCCUCCCGCAGUCAGAUGAUGUCAGGCCGGUACCAGGUACGUUCUUUUUUUGCUCCUUGGCUUGUCCAGUCGCCGGACGUUGUCUCUGUGACCUUCCUACAACAAUACACCCUGUGCCUAUCGAUGCUGCCUCUCUCACCUUUCUACAACAAUACACCCUGUCCCCUGUUCCUGUACCUGGCCUACCAGUCUGUCCACGGCCCGCUACAGGUGCCGGAGAAAUACGAGAAACAGUACAGACACAUCCAGGACGAGAACCGAAGAAUAUACGCAGGUAUGGUUUCUGUCUUGGACGAAGGUGUGGGCAACCUAACUCAGGCGCUCAAGGACAAAGGUCUGUGGGACAACACCGUGCUUGUUUUCUCUACUGGUAUUCCUUUUAACAUUAGUCGCGGAACUCCCAGCAAACGCACCGUCUUGCUCCACAACAUCGACCCGCUACAAACCAAACACGGCGUCCCUCUGUACAACGACACUUUCCACACCACGGUGAGGGCGGCUGUACGGGUGGGCCACAUGAAGCUCAUCACCGGAGAACCUUACAACGGGAGCUGGGUACCGCCCCCUGGAUCAGCCCACAAGUUUGAACCUGACCAACGAAGACCUCAUCAGAACGUGUGGUUGUUCAACAUCACAGCUGACCCGACCGAGCACCACGACUUGUCUGACCACAUGCCGGACAUGGUUCGGACCCUCCUGGGAUAUCUACAGCGGUUUAACAAGACAGCCGUGCCCACACGGUUCCCGCCCUUAGACAAGAGAAGUAACCCCGCUUUGCAUGGAGGAGUCUGGGGACCCUGGGAGUAG